Staurois parvus is the source of this 385-nucleotide messenger RNA. NCBI's taxonomy places the organism in Eukaryota, Metazoa, Chordata, Amphibia, Anura, Ranidae. The record is from the annotation of a GenBank genome assembly.
AUCCUUUAUACCAGAGGUAUUGAAUUAAAAUUCGAGGUCCAGUCACUAAAAUUUUCUUCUGGCCGAGGUCCGAGUAGGGUGUUCCCAUCAGUGUUCCCCCUUACAUUAGGUAUAGCCAUCAGAAUGCAACUUUACAUCAUGUAUUCCAAUCACAUCAGGAGUGUUACAUCAUUGUCCUCAUCAGAGUGCCCCUUUACAUCAUGUAUCCCCAUCACAUUGCCACCUUACAUCAGGGAUUCCCGUCAGAUACCCCUUUCUAUCAUAUUUCCCCAUCCGAGUGCCCUUUUACCUCAUAUUCCCCAUAAGAGUGCCCCUUUCCAUCACAUGUGCCCAUCAGAGUUCCCCUUAACAUAAAAUGUAUCCAUCAGAGUGCUCCUUCAUAUAA